AUGUUUUUGAGGAAUUUGUUUGAAAAUGAGAAGGCUAGGCAAACAAGUGUGACAGUGUGUAGAGAUCAUGAAAUUGAAAAGGAUGCUUUCAGUGUAGGUGAACCAGGGUCACCACCUCAUUUUUCUCCGGAGAAGGUGCAGGAGGAGAAGGAGGUGGUUUCUGCAGCUUAUGAAGUUAUAAACUACGGUGUUUUUGUAACUACAGAAGUUGCUGACCAUACGAAGGACGAUGAUCAGAGUGUUACAUUGAACCAUGCCGACGAAGAUGUUGAAGUUCCAGAAGCUGAAGAUGAAACUGAUGAAACAUGCAGAGACAAAUUUGAUUGUGAGAACAUUGAGAAUGGCAAGAAGUUGGACGAGGAAAACCAUCCAGAGAUCAAAGUAUAUGUUGGUCUCUUUUCUGAUAGUCCUGAAGCAUAUUCAAAAGUUGUCUUUAUAAAAACUGAAAGUCGACAGCCAGUACAAAGUGCAGAGAACUCGUCUCAGGAAGCUGAAAAGUUAUGUACAGUUGUUCCUCUUGACAUUGAGAAAGAAAUGCUGGAGGAGGAAAGUCAAUAUGGUGAAAUUGCCUCCAGCAAUACUGCUUUACUACUUCCAUCUACAUUUGCAGCAGAAACUCCAGAUGGGAUUGAAGUUCCUGAUGAAACAGCAUUCAGCGGAGAGACUAGUUGCAGCAAGGGAUAUUGCAAUGAUGGUAAAACAAAGGAAAAUGAGUCUGAAGAAAAAUUACAUGAUGUACUAACAUCUGUUGCUCGGGUAGGUAUUCACGAGGGUUCCAAAGGAAAGUUACGGUCAGGUGGCAGUGUCAUUCAGGUUCUAGACAAGAGUGAUGAACAAGUUGAUGAGGAGAAAAUUCAGGAAGAUUCAGAUGGGUGCUUUGAUGAAAUCGCUCACAAAGCUGAUGAUGAGAAGGCUGGGCAAACAAGUGUCACAGUGUCUUCAUUUCAUGAUAUUGAAAAGGAUGCUUUCAAAGAAGAUUGUGAACCAGGGUCACUGCUUGAUUUUAAGUCUGAGAAGUUGCUGGAGGAAGAAGAGUGCGACUCUCCAAAUGCUUCAAAUGAGAUGGAGUCCCCGGCUUAUGAAGUUUCACAGUCAGUGCUACAAAUUGAGCAGCCCGAGUUUGGUGAACUUAAAAGUCAUGAGGAUUUUGCUUUGGACUUGACCAGAAGCACUUCAUUUGCGGCUAAUGAUGCUAACAUAGAAGAUAGCAGUGGAAGAAUGGACAAUGGAUUAGAUACCAAGGACAAUUCAGAAACAGCAAAUAUCGAUGUUGUAACUUCAGAAGUUGCUGCGGUCAAUAUGGAUUAUUUGGUUGAGGGAGGACCAGAAGAUACAAAUGAUGGUGGUCACAGUGUUUCAUUGAACAAUGGCCAUGAAAGUAUUAAAGUCCCUGAAGCUAAAGAUGAAACUGAUGCAACAUGCUCCGUUGAAAAGAUUGAUUAUAAGAACAUUGAGAAUGCCAACAAGUUCGACAGGGAAAACCAUACAGAGUUCAAAUUAUAUGAUGAUCACUGUUGUGACAGUCCUGAAGCAUGUUCCAGAAAUGGCUUAGGGCUGAAUGUUUCUCCCUGUCAUGAAGACGGAAAUGGCUCUCAUGAUUUAAGUGGCGAGAGAAAUGAUACAACCAAAAAAGAAGCAACGACUAAAGACAUGGGAGAUAGAGUUACAACCAACAGUAAGUCAAAGUUCAGCGGAUAUCAUGAAGACUUACCAGAUGCUACAGAUGACUUGAACAAGGAAAACAAUGCACCUACUUCACAUUUUGCUGAAGAACUGUUUGAUGACCAUACAGGUGCAACUGAGGAUGCUGCUUUUGUCAACAACAUUGAUUGGGUGAUUUCAAAUCAGCCUUUAUAUGGCAAUGGAACUGAUGAUGACAAAUCUAUUGGAAAUGAUGACGUAAAAGACAUGGGAGAAUCAAGUGAAAAUUUUGAUAAUGGAAUCUCUGAGCUUCAUGUUCACUCUGCCGAGUUCACCACUAUGGAAGUGAAUACAAGUUUGGGUAAUGUUGAGGAAGAUGGCACCAAAAAAUUACAUGAACUCUUGGAGGAAGCCAAUUUAGAAAGCAAGAAUGAUGAGAAUGACAAAGCAGUAGAGGAAGAUUUGGUACUGACUGAAGAAUCUGGUCAAAUCUCCGAGAGGCAACUUGGUGAACAUGAGCAUCAUAUGGACCCAGUUGUUUUGGAAAAGAUAAUAUUAGGAGGCGGAGAAAGUUCAAAUGAGCAAGAUGAUGCAUCUGCCAUCAUCCAAGAGUAUAUGGAGCGUGAGACUCAUGGGGAUGAAUUCAUAAAGAUCAACGAUUCUUAUGCUUCUGAGAAUGGAGAAGGAAGGAUGUCAGGAGUUGCAGAGAUUGAGGGCUAUGAUUGUGGUGCUGCGGAUGAUGCGGAGAGGAAUAGUAUAGCUCACCCUGGCAUUGAGAACAUGUUAAGAGAUAGUGGAGAGAAAGCUGGUGAUGAGAUCAUGGAAAGCAGGAUUUGUUCUUAUAGCGUUGAUCAUGGUGCUAAGUUGGUGGAUGAAUCACUGUUUUUUCCAUGUAAAUCUGUGGAUGGCUGUCGGGGGGAUGAGAAAAGCUCUGCGGAUAUCGAGUUAUUGGCUAAUACCACUAUUGGUGAAACUUUAACAGGAAAGGAGUCCGAAUGUCAUAUAGGCAGAAAUUCUGCAACAAAAAGCGAAGGAAUGGAUAUGGCUACCGUGGAGAGAGGAAUUGUUUCCACGGCAAUGGAUUCACCCAUGCAAGGAAAUAAUCAGCUUGGAACUGAUGAAGUAGGCUCAGGAGAGCGUAGAAGUGUAUCGAAAGAAGCUUAUCAGACAGAUGAUGUUGAUUCUCUGGAUUUAAACAAUCUUUUCAGCAGCAAUAUCAGAAAUACCAUCAAGGCUACUCCCAAAAAAGUUGAAGAACACAAUUUGUAUAAUCCAGAAAACAAAGAAGCAUCUUUUGCUGCAUCCAAGGACACCGAAAAGGAUGUUCACUGCUCUACUCUUUCCUUGGUGACUGCUUCUUCCAGUGAUGACAUGCACUUCAAGCGUAAAGAGAAGAACCCAUUGGAGUUUAUUGACAAGUCGCCUUUAUUCACUAGUUUCGAGCUGAAAUUGUUUUCUGAAGGUGGCAAAGGAGAGGAGGUUGAGAAACUAUAUGAAAGGAAUUUUGAAGAGAAGGACAAUGUGAUGAGUGAAAGUAGUGAGGAAGAGAAGAAAGGGGUUGAUAACGUUGUUUCUGUUUCACAAGUUUCUGCAGAGUGUUGUCAUCUUGAGAACAAAAUGGCUUCGAACACCGAGAACCAAUUCCCGGUUGCUUUUGAAGAUUCCCACCGCGAGGAGAGUCGGGAAGAAAACUUGAUGAGAAGCAUUAGUGGAUCUGCUAAUCCUGCAAGGAAGAGCAACAGUAGAUAUAUGGUCCCAGUGACUCCCAAGAGUGUUCAGAAACUCAAUGCCAUGAAAGAAAACAUUGGAACCGCUAAGAGAUGCGUAACAACCUUACAGAGAUCAAAAAGGCGACCACUCGGAGAUUUACAAAAGAAUUAGGAGACAUAACAGCCUCACAAAGACAAUAAAGGCGACCACUUGAAGACUUGCAAAAGAAUUAGUCUUGAACCUGAACCAUUAAUUAUUCUUUUGAUGAUAACCAAUCUUUUCUUUCUUUUUUUUUUUUUUUUUUUUUCCGUUUGUUUGGAAGAUGUAAAUGGCUUGGGACAUAACUCAUGACUUACGCAUAUCUCAUGCGUCCUGCAGAUUUUAGAUUGAA
This is a messenger RNA of Morus notabilis, 3742 nucleotides long. RefSeq lists its product as uncharacterized. The transcript is spliced from 10 exons. The coding region runs from base 1 to 3522 and encodes 1173 amino acids. The record is from RefSeq and is a predicted model, not a curated record. NCBI's taxonomy places the organism in Eukaryota, Viridiplantae, Streptophyta, Magnoliopsida, Rosales, Moraceae.